Molecule: messenger RNA, 1882 nt
Organism: Lactuca saligna
Lineage: Eukaryota; Viridiplantae; Streptophyta; Magnoliopsida; Asterales; Asteraceae
Source: the annotation of a GenBank genome assembly
CACCGUUUAAAACCCACACGUGAACACCCAGCCGGUAAGACAUUCGCAGCUGAAACCAACGUCAAUUUAUCCCAGCACAAAACUUAUUUACUCCAAUCUUACGAGCCCUAACUUUACGCCAAAUUCACAAUCCUUUCCUAUUCUAGGGUUUUAGAUUUUCAAUUUGUUGCUGUUUGUAUGUUAACAUACAAUUGUUUGACGGAAAUUCUUCCUAGGGUUUGGAGAAAACCCUAGAUCGCUUUCAUUUUUCAGCAGUAAUGGGUGCUUUAACGAUUAAUCGGAACAAGCGCGACGCAGAAUUUCAAACUUUAUCGCCAUCUGUGUACGGUUACAACUCUCUACACGUUGCGAAGAAACUCAAAUCAUCAUCUUGGUCUUCGCCUCACAUUGCUCCAACGAAAACUUCAAGAAGUUCGGUUUCCAGGCUCAGCCAAUAUCCUAAGCCGGUAACCCCGAUCAAUAGAGAAGUUCAUGCUCCUUGUAUAGUUGUUAGUGGAUUUACUUCUACUGUGAAAAGACUGAAUGGUGGUUAUAGUGGGAUUGUUAGACAAAAAUCUUACAUUUCGGGUGAAAAUAUGAAUGAUCUGUUUUCGAAGUACAAACACGCGAAGGAAUCUGCAAUUGGUGCUUGCAGACUUGUUGUGUUUGAAAAGCAGGAUAUGACGGAGGUAAUUGAUGUUGAUAAAGAGGAGAAUUUUAAAUAUGACAAGGCUGCUUCUCGGAGUUCUAGUGUUGAGGAGGUUGAAAUGGUGAAAGAUGCGAUAAAACACAUUCAUAGUUCAGGGGAGGUACAAGAAAUAGCAGCCAAAUAUUGGGAAUUGGAUCAAAAGACACCCUCAACUUCUUCUGAAGUUGUAUCUGAGUUGACAAAUGGUAAGAUGUUGGAAUCCUUGUCUUUGGACCGGGGUUCAGAUAUCGGUUCCCCUUUUCAUAAGAAGUUGUAUGAAUCUGCAAAAAGGAGUGAUUCAAAAUUGAGGAGGAUAAAUUUUGAUAUUGAGUUACUAGAAAAAAGGAGAGCUUUAUAUCAACAAUCACAUCCUGCUAAGAAAAAGGAGGAUUUAAAUGACCCUUUUAGACCUCUUACAGAGGACGAAGAGAAAAUGGUUGAUAAUGCACUGUCUUAUUCUAAUCGGAGGAAGGCUUUUGUCAAUCAUGAAAACUCAAAUAUUACAAUCACAGGGGAAGUUCUACAAUGUUUGAGACCUAAGGCAUGGUUAAAUGAUGAGGUCAUCAAUGUUUAUCUUGAGUUGCUAAAGGAGAGGGAAACUAGGGAUCCCCAAAAGUUUUUGAAAUGUCAUUUCUUCAACACAUUUUUCUACAAGAAGUUGAUAAGUGGAAGAACAGGGUAUGACUAUAAGUCAGUUAGAAGAUGGACUACACAGAAGAAAUUGGGAUAUGGUCUUCUUGAGUGUGACAAGAUAUUUGUUCCCAUUCAUAAAGAAAUACACUGGUGUUUAGCUGUUAUCAACAAAAAAGAAGAAAAAUUCCAGUAUCUUGACUCACUUGGAGGGGCUGAUAAGAAAGUAAUGAAAAUGUUGGCCACAUACAUCACUGAUGAGGUGAAGGACAAGACUGGAAAAAACAUUGAUGUCAGUUGUUGGAAGCAAGAAUUUGUCACUGAUCUUCCUAAUCAAGAAAACGGGUAUGAUUGUGGCAUGUUCAUGAUAAAAUAUGCAGAUUUUUAUAGCAGGGACAUUGGAUUGUGCUUCAAUCAGGAGCAUAUGCCAUAUUUUAGAUUGAGAACUGCCAAGGAGAUACUGAGAUUGAGAGCUGAUUGAUAAUAUUCAUCACAUCAUCUCUCUAACCACCAGUUAUUGGAGUCUGCAAGGAAGGAUUCAAAUUUACCAAAAUGACCUUGUGAUCCCGAAUCUGAUCAAGUACU